CAUUGGAAAAAGUUCCUCAAAUCUGAAAUAUUUAAAUUUGGAUAGACGUGCGGGCGCGAAGUAAUUAAUAAUUACUGCGGCUCACAAAAGCAAUUUCCCUAUUUCAGGGGGUUGGUAUAAAAUACGAAUAAAGGCCAGCUUUUGAGCAGAUUAGAGUUUUCCCGCCAAACAAAUUCAGGGGUUAGAAACCUUGCAAGUGGCUGCACAUUAUGUCCGACAGCGAGGAUGAUUGGGAAAGUAAGGAUGUCGAUGAGAUGCUCCGGGAGAUCCAGAAGAAAACCCAACAGGCUUCCAUAGCGGUUCCUGCUGAAGCGAUUCCAGUUGAGUGUGUUAGUCAAAAUCCAGGCCGCCCUCCAUUCUUUUUUGAUCAAGAUUUCGGCGGGAGGUAUGAAAUCAAGCCAGCAUUUAAGAAUAGUUCCAAAGGCGGAAAAUCAAAGCAAGAUUAUAUGCAACGAACCUCAGCAGGACAGUUGAAAACUCUUUUGGAUUCGGAUCCUCUUAGAGGAUUUAUUGCUAUCUUGCAACGGAAAUGUGGCUUUUUUAAAUAUUUUGACGAAUCAAUUCCGCCAGAACAUGUCCCUUUAGUCAUCCACAUCUUUGCUAAACUCUGCGAGCUUCCCUUCGAGGAGCAUAGAAGGGAUUUCUUGAGAAAGUUUGUUAGUUCCGACAACUUGUUCCGGCAUUUGGAAAGCUUUUUCGAUUCCGAAAACUAUCCUUCGACGGCUAUCGAUGAUUUUAUUUAUUUGAGUUGGAAGUUGAAGAGCUCAGAAGUCGAGAAACGGAACGUGCGUGUUUUGCUCCAAAAACUUGAAGCGAAACACGCUGAUAAGCAGGAGCUCCAAAGAAAGAUACAGAACAUUCUCAACGCGUUUGAAGACGACUACCAGAAGUACAAAGAAAUCUACCCCACCCUCGAUGAACUGAAAAGCGACGCCCUCGGUGAUGUCAAGCUCAAUAUUACGGAGGGCAAGUAUCCGUCGGUUGACGAAUAUGUAGAAACUCAUUUGUCACUUUUGCGCGAGGAUUUCAUUGCUCCAAUUAGGGACAUAGUCAAUGAGUUGCGAGGGUUUGAGUCGUUGGAGGCAGUGUCGUCGAAGCAGCUCUACAAAGCUACAAGAUUCGGUGUGAAGCACACAACUUACGGCCCAGCCUUUCUGGUAGAUUUCAUGCCAAAAGAUCGGGGUGAAGACCAGCUACUUCUCUCGGGGAAUCAUGCAUCCAUCUACAGCGCGAAGAAGCUAAUGUACGGUUCUCUCUUGUGCUUCACGUCCAGUCUACAAUUCGAGGAUCUGAUACUCGGCGUGGUUUCUCGACGCGAUGACGAGCUUGUUUCGAAAGGAUUUGUUCAUGUUGAAAUCGUUAAGAUGUACAACGUGGGAAACAUUUUCAACCGUGACUUUAUCAUGUUUGAGAGCGAAACAUACUUUGAGCCGUACCAGCACGUUUAUCGGGUGCUGCGUGGUCUCCAUAAGGAGAACUUUCCUCUGGCGGAUUAUAUAGUGAACGUUGAAUGUAACGCCAGACCUCCCGACUAUUUGAGAGGCAGGCUCAAGCACACCUACAAAUACCAGGAACACUCUUUCAACCCGCUUGAUUUGGAAAGCUAUCCGCCUUGUGAAGUUCUCGGAUUAGACAAAUCUCAAUAUGCGGCCAUCCAGCACUCACUUAGCCAGAAAUUUUCACUGAUCCAAGGACCGCCUGGAACUGGGAAAACUUUCAUCGGAUUCAAAAUUCUCUCAAUGCUUCUUAAAAAUGUCGACGCACCGAUUUUAGUUGUUUGCUAUACCAAUCAUGCGCUCGAUCAGUUCUUGCUGGGCGUCCUGGAAACGACGCAAGACGUUGUACGCUUGGGAAAUCAAUCGAAGCAUGAAAUUCUUGAUGCCUACAAUAUACGGCAAAUGAUUGAACGUUCAGAGCAGGAUUGGACUCUGAAACAUUGCAGGGAAACCGAGUUGAUGGCGCAUACGUCGCUGAUGUCGAAACUUGAGCGUUUGGAAACAGAAGGUGAUAAGGAAGAAAAUUACGAGGAAAUAAUGAGAGUGCAGGGAGAUAUACGACGAGUAUCAGCAAAACUCCACGAAUUGAAGCAAAUUUUGGACUUUCAACAGAUCAAAGGCAAGAAAGUCAUUGGAAUGACUACAACCUUUGCCUCGCGAAAUCAUUCGUUGCUGCAACUUCUAAAAGUUCCAAUUGUCAUUGUUGAGGAAGCCGCGGAGGUACUGGAAUCGCAUAUCAUCGCAGCCAUAACACAAUCAACAGAACAUCUUAUACUCAUUGGUGAUCAUCAGCAAUUGCGUCCCACAACCAGCGUCUAUAGGCUAAGUGAAAAAUAUAAAAUGAAUAUUUCCCUUUUCGAAAGAAUGAUAAAGAACAAACUCCAUAGCGUAUGCUUGAAUACGCAGCAUCGAAUGCGUCCAGAUAUAGCAAACCUCUUACGUCCUACAAUUUAUGAAGAUCUGAAUGAUGCAGACAUAGUCCGGCAAUAUAAAGACAUUCGGGGGAUGUCUAAAAAUAUGUUCUUCGUUAACCAUGAUUUUAAGGAAUUGAAGGCUUCUGAAAGAAACACCAAGAAAAAUGUACAUGAAGUCCUGUUUUUAUUAUCGCUAGCGGAUUACUUACUUUCACAAGGCUACAAUCCCCAGGACAUUGUAAUUCUUUGUACCUACAACGGACAAGCUUUCGAAUUUAUAAGUGAGAUCAAAAGACGCGGGAAGAUAGCAACCAUCCGAGUUUCGGUUGUUGAUAAUUUUCAAGGUGAAGAAAGCAAAAUAAUCCUAUUGUCUUUGGUCCGCAAAAACGACGAGAACAAUAUUGGUUUCUUAGCAAUGAAGAAUCGCAUCUGCGUUGCUUUGUCAAGAGCUAAAGAAGGUUUCUACGCUAUAGGCGCUAUCGAUUUUUUGGCACGCAAUAAUUCAAUAUGGAGAAAGGUGAAAGCAACUUUAAAAGAUCAGGACGCAAUUGGGGAUGCAUUGCCUCUGCUAUGUAGGAAGCAUGGGGUUGUGACUGAAGUACGAACACAUGAAGAUUUCCAAUUUUUCAAGGAAGGGAGGUGUUGCAGGUCUUCAAACGAUGCCCAAGAUGUGAUUUGAUUUUUUAGCCCACGGAAAAAUGAAAAUCUUUUUAUGGAACAAAUAAAAGUGGGUGUAUUGACCGACUUAGGUGUAUUGACUCUUCAGCAGGUCCUGGACUCAAUACUACUCGAAACCUUUUUGAAGUCACUAAAAAAGUCUCGUAAAAGAAAAGAUAUCUUUUUUGUUAUUAUUUAUUAUGACUGGUUGGAAUGUGAAUGAUUUGAGGUAAAACCAUCGAA
Hermetia illucens (black soldier fly) is the source of this 3310-nucleotide messenger RNA. RefSeq names its product NFX1-type zinc finger-containing protein 1. The coding region runs from base 210 to 3089 and encodes 959 amino acids. Gene Ontology annotation, molecular function: helicase activity. The record is from RefSeq and is a predicted model, not a curated record. Gene Ontology annotation, biological process: regulatory ncRNA-mediated heterochromatin formation. Gene Ontology annotation, cellular component: nuclear RNA-directed RNA polymerase complex. Lineage: Eukaryota; Metazoa; Arthropoda; Insecta; Diptera; Stratiomyidae. The transcript has 10 exons.